This is a messenger RNA of Colletotrichum scovillei, 2199 nucleotides long. RefSeq names its product beta-ketoacyl synthase domain-containing protein. The transcript has 4 exons. Gene Ontology annotation, molecular function: oxidoreductase activity; fatty acid synthase activity. The record is from RefSeq and is a predicted model, not a curated record. Gene Ontology annotation, biological process: secondary metabolite biosynthetic process; fatty acid biosynthetic process. Lineage: Eukaryota; Fungi; Ascomycota; Sordariomycetes; Glomerellales; Glomerellaceae. The coding region runs from base 1 to 2199 and encodes 732 amino acids.
AUGAUCGAAAACGACUCUCAUAUCGAGGUUGUCCAGAAGCCCAUCUUUGACCAUUCAACAAGCAAGGGCAUUUACAAUAUGACGAUUUCUGAGCCAGGAAUUUCGAAUGAUAACUUCCACUUCGUCAGGACCUCGUAUUCUGCAAAACUCGGCCCUCAGGAAGUCGAAAUUCAGACCCUCAGCGCGGCCUUGCAUCUCUCUGAUCUCCACACCGCCAUGGGCCGGAAUGAUGAUGACAUCCUGGGUAUCGAUGUUAUGGGGAUCGUCAGCAAAGUCGGCUGCGAUGUGAGGGACAUUCGCUGCGGAGAACAGGUCGUGGCCCUUGUCCCCGGCGCUUUCAAGACGGUUCACCGAGUCGACCAGGGUUUUGUCAAGCCCGCGCCGCCGCCCUUCGAAUGCUGCCAGUACACUCCAAGUACUCUCAUUGCUGCGUUUUAUGCAAUCUUGGGCGUCGGCAGACUAUCAAAAAAGAAGACGUUGCUGGUCCACGCUGGUGCAAGCUCUUACGGUCAAGCUGCAAUUCGCAUUGCCACCCUGAUCGGUGCCGAGGUUUUUGCGACGGUCCUGGGAAGCGACUCUGAGGCCCAGCGUGCAACUCUCGUCAAAGCUCACUCCAUUCCAGAGGAUCACAUCUUCGACGCUAACGGAGAGUCUUUCGUCGCUGAUGUUCUCCGAUUCGGAAAGGUCAACAUCGUCUACAACCCCACCCAGGAACACACUGCCGUCAAUUUCAAAUGUGUCAAGUCAUCCGGCUGCAUUUUCCAGCUCUCCUACAAAACGGGCCAGCCUGUCAGAGGUCCUGUUGCUACUUCCAUAAUGUUCAUGCGUUUCGACGUUGCCACCAUGAUGAAGGAUGACCCUGACCUCAUCAAAGAGUUCUUCACCAUGGUAGAUCGCUUUGCCUUUGACUACUUGCGCAAGAGCUCGAGCCUCCAGUGCCAGCCGGUCCACCGAUUCCCCAUAUCCAACCUUGAAGGAGCUUUCAAGCAGAUCGACAAAGACCCUUACCACGGACUUGUCACCAUGACGGCCGACCGCGAUACCCUCGUCUCUGUGGUCACAGAGACGCAAAUUAAGCCGCUUGCCGAUGUCAUCGACCCGAAAGGCACCUAUGUUCUCGCUGGUGGUCUGGGAGGCUUAGGAAGGAGCAUAGCGAAGCUACUUGCCGACAAAGGUGCGAGGAAGCUGGUGUUCUUGUCAAGAUCUGGCGGCAAUCAGGUUGCCCAGGAUUUCCUUCAUCAUCUCAGCAAGUCAGGCGUCCGAGCCACAGCAGUCGCGGUAGACAUCACAGAUCUCCAGGCACUCAAGACACUCGCCCCGACUCUUGGCAAGAUCUCUGGCGUUGUCCAGUGCGCUGCGGUCAUUCAAGAUGCUCUAUUCGAGAAGAUGAGCUUUGAAGACUGGCACACCGCCUUCGCUCCCAAGGCAGUCGGAGCCAUCAACCUCGUAGACGUCUUCGGCCGAAACCCCGAGCCCGGCCACAUGACCCAGGCUGCCGUCCCCUGGUUCCUCUUCCUCUCGAGUGCCUCGGGGAUAAUCGGCAACCGGGGUCAAGCCAACUACGCGGCGGCCAACGCCGUUCAAGACGCCCUCGCCCAGGCUCUCCCUCGCGCCGUCUCUCUGGCUCUCGGUCCGGUCCUCCAGGCCGGGAUGCUGGUGGAGGACGAGGAGACUCUGGGGAAGCUCCGCGGUGCUGGGUUCUACGGAAUCCGGCACCAGGAUUUCCUGACGAUGGUGGAACGGGCCAUCACGGGGGAGGUCACCCCUGGCGUCGAGACGAAUCCGCAAAUCGUCUCGGGCGUCGGCACCGGUGGCCUCAUUCGCCAAAACGACCCCGGCGACCCCUUUUGGUCGCGCACGGCGCUCUAUUCGCAUUUGAAUAUGGUCGACGUGCCGAUCUACUCUCCGGAGGAGGAUCGUGAUGAUGGCGGCGUCUCCAGCGACGAAGCUGACGUCAAGAAGAUGCUCGCCGUGUGCUCCGGGGCGGAGGAGGCCGCGGUCAUCAUCUGCACCGGCCUGGUGCAGUUGAUGGCCAAGGCCAUGUCCCUCCUCCCGGAGGAGAUUGAUCCGGAGCGGGCGCCCAGCGCGUACGGCAUUUUCCGCAACGCCGGGGGAGUCGAUGUCUCCGUUUUCGAGAUCCUCGGGGAGACGUCCGUUCGGGGCCUAGCUGGUGUCGUUGCCAGCAAGGGGAAGUGGUGA